AUGGCUUCGUCUGGGACAACAACCGCCCCCUCGGUUCCACCAUCUCUCUCUCUCCCUCCCUCGCAAUUCGCCCGCCUGCAACCUCAUGCUUACCUCCUAGCCCACCUUUCCCCUCCCUCCGCCAGCAACCAGCCCUCAAUUCGCGCGAAUGGCCGCGCCCCUUCUCAAUUCCGAGUCACGUCCGCUAAUGCGGGCUCAUUGACCCACACAAACGGUAGCGCUGUUGUCCGUAUUGGCGAUACAGCUGCUGUGUGCGGCGUUCGAGCCGAGCUCCUACACACAGAGGAUAUCGCCUCGUGGAGUGUCUCGCAAGCCACAAAUGCCAACAAACGUCGCCGCCUAGCAGACUCCAAAGAGGAUGAAACCGAUGCCGAUGAUGAGGAUGAGGAAGAUCGAUCCCAUAUUCAAGACCUGAAUUUGCUCGUCCCAAAUCUCUCUUUAAGCACCGGAUGUGCCCCAGGCUUUAUCCCAGGUGCUGCGCCCUCUGCACUCGCUCAAUCACUUUCGCAACAGAUCCUUUCUCUCCUGCACAGUACACGCCUGGUUCAGGCUGAUGACUUGCGCGUCUGGUAUCAGCCACCUAACCUUGGGCCGGAAGAGCCCGAGCGACACAAUGAGGAGGAACAGAUGGAGGUGGAUUCUGGAAAGAGUGAAACCCCCAGUGAAAGCAAGCCUCGGGAGAUCAAGGGAUUCUGGGUGCUUUAUAUCGAUGUCAUGAUGAUUUCCCUCGCUGGUAAUGCCUUCGACGCCGCAUGGGCAUCGAUUCUUGCUGCUUUGCGCGACACGAAGCUUCCUAAGGCCUGGUGGGAUGUUGAUAAUGAGACAAUCCUUUGUUCGGAUGACGUUUCUGAUUGCCGCAGGCUCUCCUUGCGCGGCCUCCCGGUGGCUAGUUCAUUCUCGGUCUUCGAGGCAGAUGCCGCAGCGGGCUGGCGGGCAGUUGUUAUCUCCGAUACAGAGACCGAUGAUCAGAAGCACAAGAACUCUCAGCAAAAGUGGAUCCUCGCAGAUCCUGAUGGUUAUGAAGAGGGACUGAGCCAAGAGCGAGCCUGCCUUGUGGUUGAUAAGGAAAAUGGAGGAAGGGGCAAGCUUGUCAUUGUCAAGAUGGAGAAGCACGGGGGCUGGACGAUCGAUCGUGGUGACCUUAGGCAAUUGGUGGACAUUUCAAGCCAGAGGUGGGACGAAAUGAAGCGGAUAUUAGACCAAUGUUGA
This is a messenger RNA of Penicillium macrosclerotiorum, 1209 nucleotides long. RefSeq names its product 3' exoribonuclease family protein. The record is from RefSeq and is a predicted model, not a curated record. NCBI's taxonomy places the organism in Eukaryota, Fungi, Ascomycota, Eurotiomycetes, Eurotiales, Aspergillaceae. The transcript has a single exon. Gene Ontology annotation, cellular component: cytoplasmic exosome (RNase complex); nuclear exosome (RNase complex). Bases 1 to 1209 code for a protein of 402 amino acids. Gene Ontology annotation, biological process: U4 snRNA 3'-end processing; nuclear polyadenylation-dependent mRNA catabolic process; exonucleolytic trimming to generate mature 3'-end of 5.8S rRNA from tricistronic rRNA transcript (SSU-rRNA, 5.8S rRNA, LSU-rRNA).